Molecule: messenger RNA, 682 nt
Organism: Nematostella vectensis (starlet sea anemone)
Lineage: Eukaryota; Metazoa; Cnidaria; Anthozoa; Actiniaria; Edwardsiidae
Product: SNARE-associated protein Snapin
Exons: 4
Coding region: 37-408 (123 amino acids)
Biological process (GO): intracellular protein transport; regulation of synaptic vesicle exocytosis; endosome to lysosome transport
Cellular component (GO): synaptic vesicle; BLOC-1 complex; BORC complex
Molecular function (GO): SNARE binding
Source: RefSeq, a predicted model, not a curated record
CCGUAAAGUAUUUUUUGCGCUUUGUUUCCAUCCAAGAUGGCGGAAGGAACAGACGUUUUGCCUCCCGAGUCAAGCAGUCGAGAGGCGCUUGCCGAAGGCCUCAUGCACUUAUUCAAACCGGCAAUCGAAGAGCUAGAUACUAAAGUUCACUCAGUCAGACAGAGUCAAGUGGAAGUCAGAUCGCAAAUUGACAAAUUAUCAGAAGAGUUACACAGGCUUUCAGAGCUACAAGAUAUACCUGUAGAUCUAGACGUCUAUGUCAAGAAAUUGAUGAACUCGAGGAGGAAAAUUAUGCUAGUGAAUAACAUCCUACAAAAUGCGCAGGAACGACUUGGGAGACUCCAUUUAAAUGUCACUAAAGAAACUGCCAAACGAAAAGCACUGUUGGAUCCGCCUCCAGUCAAAUAGUUUGUCUGUGUUAAGUGCUGGACUCCGUUUCCCUCUCCCCUUCUUGGCUUCAUUGUAAUUUGACCUAGAGGAUUCCAGGACUAUAGGAAAGCUUGGGUUGAUAGUAAUUACAGUGGGUGGUGGUUAAAAAAUUAUAAAUGUGGUCCUGGCUCUGUCAACGACAGAGAGUAGCAUUUGUCCACCAAGCAAUUAAUUGUGAUGCAUCAUCUGAAGAAAUGCUUUUGGCUGAAAACAUUACAGUUAAAUACUUCUUCAUAAAAACAUGACCUUAAAA